Messenger RNA from Carassius auratus (goldfish), 1296 nucleotides. RefSeq lists its product as uncharacterized. The transcript has 13 exons. The record is from RefSeq and is a predicted model, not a curated record. Bases 175 to 1239 code for a protein of 354 amino acids. NCBI's taxonomy places the organism in Eukaryota, Metazoa, Chordata, Actinopteri, Cypriniformes, Cyprinidae.
UCUUUACAAAAAAAGGCACUUUUAAGAGCCAUUCUGUCACAUUUUUUCUGUUUCUCUGUUUCUCACUGUCUCUUUCUUGUUUCUCUCUCACACACACCCACACUCUCACACACAUUCACUCACUCAUACUCUCUUUCUUUCAUUAUUGAAUUAUUUCAUACAGAUAACAAAAGCAUGGCUGGUGGAGGGUUGAAGAAGUCGUGCCCUACAUGCCAGGAAAAAAUAUUUAAUGGAUGUAAGGUCUGCCCCAUGUGCAAGACAGCACAGCCGCAACAUCUAAGGCUGAAAAAGAAAAUUGAAAAAUUCAAGAUGGAAAAGGAGUCUUGGGUGGCUAAGAAAAAGAAAAAUCAAAUAACAUCUCAUUUAAUGGAUGAUGCCGUGAUUUUGAUUGAGAAACUGAAUGCAGUGGGCUGGAGGCCCAUGCUUUUUCUUGAGUACCCCAACAAGGAGGUCAAGAUGCUGCUGCCAGAGGGGCUCGAAUUAAGUUCGGGAGAGAAUAUAUGUCUUAAUAACAUGAACGCAAUCUACAGCAUGAUAGUUCAAGGAAAGACAGUGCCAGCAGACCCUUCUAGCAACCAGGCCUCAACCAGUAAUCUGCAACUGGGUCCAGAAGAGGAGACCAUUGUUGUUUUAAAUUUAGAGUCCAUUCAAGACCCUCCACCACAACAAGAGGAGGCUCUUCUGUUAACCAGCCCUGCCACCAACACCAACGAGGGGGCACAGACUGAGACAGAGGAGGCUCUUCUGUCAACCAGCCCUGCCACCAACACCAACGAGGGGGCACAGACUGAGACAGAGGAGGCUCUUCUGUUAACCAGCCCUGCCACCAACACCAACGAGGGGGCACAGACUGAGACAGAGGAGGCUCUUCUGUCAACCAGCCCUGCCACCAACACCAACGAGGGGGCACAGACUGAGACAGAGGAGGCUCUUCUGUCAACCAGCCCUGCCACCAACACCAACGAGGGGGCACAGACUGAGACAGAGGAGGCUCUUCUGUCAACCAGCCCUGCCACCAACACCAACGAGGGGCUAAAAAAGGACAAAACCCCCAAAAGACGCCAAAGGACAAAAGUUUCUAAAAAAGAAAAGGAUUGUCCACACAACAGCCAGGAGGUGCACGCAUAUAGAUGCGUGAUCAAAACUAGGAAGAGAAAGGGGAAGAUGGAGAAAUUGAUAGAUUGGCUCCCCUGCAAACUGUGCGGGAAAACCUGGCCUCCAACAUGGGAGACUGCUUGACACACACACACGCACACACAAUCACUCACUCACUCACUCACUCAUUCUCUCUGUUUC